AAAAACUUUAGUAAAUGCAGCUACCAAAUCUUUAGUAGUCGAAACAUUUGUAAAAUGUACACAUUUUUUGUAAAUAUUACCAAAACUUUGUAUGAUGUCAGAUGUGUACAUCCCUACCAAUGAUUCGUACAUUUUACUUCAUAGCAUGUGUAACCUUGAGUAUUUUCAUUUCUAACAACUGUGUGUGUGCGCAACCGCCAUUUCUCUAAUGGAAGCGAAGCGAUUUGGAGCCUAAAAUCGUAGUAUCCAUACAAAAGUUUCAUGCAGCCGUAAGCGUUUAGAUAAACUAAACAUUAGAGGCCAAAAACGGCGGAUGUCGCCGUACACAAUUGAUUGAAGAUCCGAUUAUUGUUUGAUUCGUUGUUCGAGGAAACGAUGGAUAUCAGUUGGGCCAAUCGUACCGUCAGCAGCGAGGAAACCAACAACAACCGUUUCACACUGAGCAAUCAACAGCUAAAAAGACUACCAGCACCGAUUCGGACAACAUCGACUCAGAUGAGAAGCAGCAGCAACAGCGCAGAUUGUCGGUGUUAUUCCAAUAAUAUACUGUCUGCAGCAAAAACUCCACUAGCUGAUGAACGAUAUGCUACGGCGAAAGUUCCACAAUUUCAAGCACAGCGUCACGACAACAUUAAUUCUACAGCAGUACUUGGGAGCCCACUAAUCCUUCCAUCGAAGGAUCGGAGCGAUAUGUGUCCUAUUUUCUACAUAAUUUCCUCCACAAAUUACAACUUCACGGAGCUCACCAACAGAAAAUCCGCGUCUGAGAAUGAUGGGAAGAAUCAGUUUGCGUGGUCUGGAUCGGUACAUGCUGCCUCCACUCGACAUGGAGCGUCAUAUCAAGCAGUAACAUCUUUAAUUCUGGUCGUAUUGUCAGCGCGGAGGCAAUCAUUAGAAGCGCGGUUGGAGCAUUCGAUCGGCAAUCAAGCAAUCCACCAAAGGGAGGAAGUAGACAAAGAUUUGAUGUUUCGCUGUCACAAGAUUAAAACGACGAUCAGGUGCUGCUGACUUCCGGCUCGGCAUGAGGCUGAGUGGAGAAUUUCUUAUUAAAUUGAAAGAACAAGUACUACCAAUUUUGAUCCACAAUGAGCAAUCAGCAUGUGACUAAACUGAGAGUUUUUUUUCACUAUGCAGCUUCCAUUGGGAUUUCCAGUAAAAAUAG
This is a messenger RNA of Toxorhynchites rutilus septentrionalis, 1162 nucleotides long. RefSeq lists its product as uncharacterized. The record is from RefSeq and is a predicted model, not a curated record. The transcript has 3 exons. Lineage: Eukaryota; Metazoa; Arthropoda; Insecta; Diptera; Culicidae. Bases 376 to 1008 code for a protein of 210 amino acids.